CGCUCUCCUUCCAGUCGAGCAGCGUGGAGCUGAGCGGAGUGUGUGGGAGAGGUACUCGAUUCAUUCUGCGAGAACAGCGACUUCUAGCUGAGUCAGAAUCAGAAUGGACUCCUCCUUGAGUGCAGCUCAGAUCCGCCAGAAGUUCAUCGACUUCUUCCGUCGCUAUGAGCACCAGUACGUCCACUCGUCGUCCACCAUCCCGCUGGACGACCCCACGCUGCUCUUCGCCAAUGCCGGCAUGAACCAGUUCAAGCCCAUCUUCCUGAACACCAUCGACCCCUCCCACCCGAUGGCCAAGCUGCACCGAGCCGCCAACACUCAGAAGUGCAUCCGCGCCGGAGGCAAACACAACGACCUGGACGACGUGGGCAAAGAUGUCUAUCACCACACUUUCUUCGAGAUGCUGGGCUCCUGGUCCUUCGGGGACUACUUUAAGCAACUGGCCUGUAAGAUGGCCCUGGAGCUGCUGACUGAGGAGUUCGGGAUUCCCAUCGAGCGCCUGUAUGUCACCUACUUUGGAGGCAGUGAGGAGGCAGGCCUGGAGCCUGACCUGGAGUGCAAACAGAUCUGGAUUGACCUGGGUGUGGAGGAGGCUCGCAUCCUGCCCGGCAGCAUGAAAGAUAACUUCUGGGAGAUGGGAGACACCGGACCCUGCGGCCCCUGCAGUGAAAUCCACUUCGACCGCAUCGGAGGCCGAGAUGCUUCCCACCUGGUGAACAUGGACGAUCCCAACGUGCUGGAGAUCUGGAACCUGGUGUUCAUCCAGUUCAACAGGGAGUCGGAGACGGAGCUGAAGCCGCUGCCUAAGAAGAGCAUCGACACGGGGAUGGGUCUGGAGCGCCUGGUGUCCGUCCUGCAGAACAAGAUGUCCAACUAUGACACCGACCUCUUCAUUCCUUACUUCGAUGCCAUUCAGAAGGGUACCGGUGCGCGGCCUUACACCGGGAAAGUCGGCUCUGAGGAUGUGGACGGCAUCGACAUGGCCUACCGUGUGCUCGCCGACCACGCCCGCACCAUCACCAUCGCCCUUUCAGACGGCGGCCGCCCGGACAACACCGGGAGGGGCUAUGUGUUGAGGAGGAUCUUGCGCCGAGCAGUCCGUUAUUCCCACGAGAAGCUUGGCGCUCAGAAAGGCUUCUUCGCCUCUCUGGUGGACGUGGUGGUCGAUUCCCUGGGCGAUGCCUUCCCGGAGUUGAAGAAAGACCCCGACAUGGUGAAAGACAUCAUUAAUGACGAGGAGGCGCAGUUCCUCAAAACCCUCAGCAGAGGACGCCGUAUCCUCGACAGGAAGAUAAUAAGUCUGGGCGACUGCAAGACCAUUCCGGGCGACACAGCAUGGCUGCUGUACGACACGUACGGCUUCCCUCUGGACCUGACCUCCCUCAUCGCCGAGGAGAAAGGCAUGGGAAUCGACAUGGCCGCGUUCGAAGAGGAGAAGAAGGCGGCUCAGUUGAAGUCUCAGGGUAAAGGAGCGGGAGACGUGGACCACAUCAUGCUGGACAUCUACGCCAUCGAAGAGCUGAGGAACAAGCAGAUCCCGGCCACAGACGACUCUCCAAAAUACAAAUACACCUCAAAGGAGAACGGAACCUACGAGUUCCAGCAGGCCACGGCCACAGUACUCGCCCUGCGCCGUGACCGCGCCUUCUGCGACGAGGUGACCACGGGUCAGGAGUGCGGCGUGCUGCUGGACCAGACGUCCUUCUACGCAGAGCAGGGCGGACAGACGUUCGACGAGGGCUACAUGGUCCGGGAGGACGACUCAGCCGAGGACCGAACGGAGUUCACGGUGAAGAACACGCAGGUUCGGGGAGGCUUCGUCCUUCACGUUGGCACCGUCUACGGAACCCUGAAGGUCGGCGAUCGGGUCACCCUCCACCUGGACGAGGCUCGCCGCAGGCCCAUCAUGAGCAACCACACGGCAACACACAUCCUGAACUUCGCCCUGCGGGGCGUGCUGGGCGAGGCGGAUCAGAGGGGCUCCCUGGUCGCCCCCGACCGCCUGCGCUUUGACUUCACCGCCAAAGGAGCCCUGAGCACCGGGGAGAUCCGCCGGACAGAGGAGAUCGCCUGUGCCAUGAUAAGAGACGCAAAGGAGGUGUACGCCAUGGAAGCCCCGCUGGCGGCGGCCAAGGCCAUCCAGGGCCUGCGCGCCGUGUUCGACGAGACCUACCCCGACCCCGUCCGGGUCGUGUCCGUCGGCAUUCCUGUGGAGGAGCUCCUGGCUGACCCCAACAGCACCGCGGGCUCCCUGACUUCCAUCGAGUUCUGCGGCGGAACCCAUCUGCAGAACUCGGGUCACGCCGCGCCGUUCGUCAUCGUCUCGGAGGAGGCUAUCGCUAAGGGCAUCCGCCGCAUCGUGGCUGUGACAGGAACAGAGGCCCAGAAGGCCCAGAGGAAAGCCGAUGCCCUGCGCCAGGCUCUGUCCGCCCUGGGGGACAAGGUGAAGCAGCAGACCGCCCCCAACAAGGACAUGCAGAAAGAGAUCGCAGACCUGACCGAGUCGAUAGGCACCGCGGUGAUCUCCCAGUGGCAGAAGGACGAGAUGAGGGAAACCCUGAAGGGCCUGAAGAAGACCAUGGACGACCUGGAUCGCAACUACAAGGCCAACAUUCAGAAGAGAGUCCUGGAAAAGACGAAGGAGGUGAUCGAAAGCAGCCCCAACCAGCCGCUGCUCAUCAUGGAGAUGGAGGUCGGAGCCUCAGCAAAGGCCCUGAACGAGUCGCUGAAGCUGCUGAAGUCGCAGUCCCCCCAGACCGCCGCCAUGCUCUUCACCGUCGAUCCCGACGCCGGCAAGAUCACCUGCUUGUGUCAAGUCCCUCAGGAUGUUGCCAACCGGGGUCUGAAGGCCAACGAGUGGGUCAACGAGCUGUGUCCCCUGAUGGACGCCAAAGGCGGCGGCAAGGACGUGUCCGCCCAGGCCACAGGCAAGAACACACAGUGCCUGCAGGAGGUGCUACAGAUGGCCAACGAGUUCGCACAGCUCAAGCUGGAGGAGAACUGAGAGCAGGUGGAAGGGAAAACACUCUGCAGGGGAAGGAAAUGGGAAUCUAGUAGGAGUUUCUCCAAAAAAUCUUUUACUUCAUCUCUUCUGCCUUUUUAGGUCAGAAACGAUAAUAACCUUAAAAAGUUUGUUUCUCUCAUCAUGUUGAAAGACGACCACUGACACUCAGCCAGCAGUAAAGCAGGCCCGUUGUUCUCACCUGCUCCACAAACAUCCGUCUGAAAAUAACUCCCAACGUGUAGCAAGAUGUCACUCUGAGUGAACGGUGAAUUCAUUAGUUUGGACUAAUGAGUCCGCCUCACUGCUGCAUGCCCGCAUGCAGAGGAGAAACCUAAAGAAGGGAAGCUCUGCACCUGAUUUCAUUUAGCCUCCUGUGAGAAGCGUAGCGCUCUGACGAUGCAUGGAAAGCUGCAGCAGCUCACACGCUCGGCUCCCGAUAAACUGCCGCCCUGCCGCUGUGUUUGUGUUUCAUCUCGCCGUCGUCCUGUUCCUCUCCAAAAAAAAUCCCCCAGGGCACUUUUGUCUUUCUUUUUGGCCUUUUGUACCACCUGAGCUCAGCUCAGAAAGAAAAGU
Molecule: messenger RNA, 3577 nt
Organism: Salarias fasciatus (jewelled blenny)
Lineage: Eukaryota; Metazoa; Chordata; Actinopteri; Blenniiformes; Blenniidae
Gene: aars1
Product: alanyl-tRNA synthetase 1
Exons: 20
Coding region: 104-3004 (966 amino acids)
Biological process (GO): alanyl-tRNA aminoacylation
Cellular component (GO): mitochondrion; cytoplasm
Molecular function (GO): nucleic acid binding; alanine-tRNA ligase activity; ATP binding
Source: RefSeq, a predicted model, not a curated record